Molecule: messenger RNA, 1227 nt
Organism: Octopus sinensis (East Asian common octopus)
Lineage: Eukaryota; Metazoa; Mollusca; Cephalopoda; Octopoda; Octopodidae
Product: caspase-3-like
Exons: 2
Coding region: 265-1056 (263 amino acids)
Biological process (GO): proteolysis
Molecular function (GO): cysteine-type endopeptidase activity
Source: RefSeq, a predicted model, not a curated record
GCGCAUAUCUCUCGUCGUCCAUAAUAUAUAUAAUUGGGAGUGGACCGCGCAUUUGUUUCUCUGUGAAAUUACUUCUCCGAAUCAAACGACAGCUUGUUCAAAAUACCAGAGGAAUUACCGUUAAACGGAUUUUAGCUUAUACUUUCUUAAUUUACACCUUUGGGGACUACCGAAACGAACUGCUUGAAUCUGCAGCCAUCUCAAAAUACAAAAAAUAUCUGAAUUUAUUUACAUAUAUUUAUAACAGCAAACAGAAAAACAACCAUGUCAUCUGCCAGUAUUCAAAGAACCGAAAAAGUAUAUACAGACAGUGUACCUGUUGACCACAGUCUAGAUGAUAUUAGUUUAAAUGGACAUGAUAUACCUUACUCACCAGAGCAUUUAGUAUAUAAUAUGGAAUAUCCUACAAAAGGUUAUGCUCUAGUCAUUAACAAUGAAGUAUUGUCAUUUGGUAAUGCUCGCGAAAUCUCGAGAGAAGAGGUACAUUCUAUGUCGGAUACACUUAAGAUGUAUGGAUUUAAAGUUAUCACUCGGAACAACUUGAAGGCUUGUGACUUCAGACAGAUAUUUAACGACGUCAGCAAACUGGACCAUUCAAAAUGUGCUUCUUUUGCUUGUAUUAUUCUAACCCAAGGAUUACAGUCUAGUACUAUUCAAUGCUCUGAUGAAACUAUCUCACUAACAGAGUUAUUACCAAUGUUUUCCCCCAACAAAUGCCCAACUCUCGUUGGUAAACCUAAAUUAUUUUUCAUUCAAAAUGCAGACACAUUAGCAAAUAGUGCACACAAUUCACAACUUUAUAGUGAUUACAAAGUUCCAAUGAUUUCUUUAUAUGAAGAUAUCCUUAUUUCCUCUUGUACUGUAAGCUCUGAGAGGAGAGUUGGAGGCUUUAUUGAGAUAUUAAGUAACAGCCUGAAGAACUUUAGAAAGGUGGAACUGCUUUCUAUUUUAAUGGGAGUCAAUUACGCCAUUGUUUCUAAGUCCAAGAACAAUGGUUCAAGAACUAAUGCCCCUUCUAUACUUUCAACUUUAACAAAACAAAUGACAUUCUCAUAACCUCAUUGGUGUCCCUCAUUUUCAAUCUUCUGUGGUAAUGGGGGAAUGGGGACUCCAAAAGAGAUCUCAGGGAGUAGAAUCUCUGCAUUCCUGAGUUAGUUUUCCACUACAAUUCUGCAAACAAAGAGACUUGGAGAAGCCAUUAUGAAAGACUGCCAAAUGUUGACCCAG